This is a messenger RNA of Mustela erminea (ermine), 3030 nucleotides long. RefSeq names its product IQ motif containing G (gene IQCG). Gene Ontology annotation, molecular function: protein binding. The coding region runs from base 598 to 1908 and encodes 436 amino acids. Lineage: Eukaryota; Metazoa; Chordata; Mammalia; Carnivora; Mustelidae. The transcript is spliced from 12 exons. Gene Ontology annotation, biological process: cilium organization; sperm axoneme assembly. Gene Ontology annotation, cellular component: sperm flagellum; cytoplasm. The record is from RefSeq and is a predicted model, not a curated record.
UUUUGACUGAAACAAACCAUAUUCAGAAGCACUCUAACAGUUCUUUCUCCAAGUUCUUUUGUCUUUUUGAGCUUUAACGCGUAUUAUUUUGAAACAGAGGGAGGCAAUAUGGUAGCCAGCUAGAGGCUGAGCGUUGCCCGGGAAACACCAGAGCUUGGUUUCUUAGGUGGAAAAAAACUGAAGCGGGACUGGAGGAUAUCUCCCCGCCUCGGGUAUCCCAGAUUUGAUUCGCCGACAUGGGGGUAUCUUCCUCUGCUACUACAGAGGAGUAGGUGAACCGAGACUCCGAUCCUAGCGUCGAAGAGAAAGGCCAGGAGCACGAAGGCAGGAGGAGUUCUUCCUUUAAGUGCCUGAAACAAUGUAACAGUGAGCGUCUCCAUCAUCCUCCUGCUUUCCUGACACUUAACAGUUUAAUAGGGGAAAAUGACAAAUAGGAGUGCAAUGAGUGUUUGAAGAGUGGAGUCCUGAUCCAGCCUGUUGAGUUAAGUAAAGUGUCACUUACAGAAGUGUCAUUUAGGGCAUUUUUCAAACUGCAAGUGACUGGGUUUUUUGUGAGAUUGUAAAUGUACCACGGAAGUUACAAUUAAUUUGAGAAGAAUGGAAGAAGGCCAACUAGAAGGCUCAAAUCUUCCAGCAAAAGUCUGGCAUUCUGAGGUGACAGUGUCAGUAAUAGGCGAGCCACCCAGUGCUGUAGAAGAAGAAAAAGAAAUAGCUGAAGAAACAGACAGAGAAGUCAUCCCGGAAAUCAUAGAGCCACUCUCCAUUCUAGAUGUGCUGAGGAUCUCUGCAGUUCUGGAAGAUACCACAGACCAGCUCUCUAUUCUAAACUAUAUCAUGCCAGUUCAGUAUGAAGGAAGACAAAGCAUCAGCAUGAAGAAAAACAAGAGCUUAGAAAAACUUCCAGAGGCUUCAAGACCCUUAAAAAUAACCAGUCCAUUCUUACCUAAAGAAGAAACCAAGUUGCCAGAAAUCCAAAAAGGAAGCCAGUUUACCAACGAGUUUAACAAAAUGCAAGAUCUUGUCUUCAAAACACCUACAAGACAGACCAUAAUGUCUGUGGAGAUACUGAAGAAAAUUCAGAUUGAUAGGCAAUUUCUCAGCGAUAUAAUUACAGAUACCAGGCAGGAGUUGGAAGAGUCAGGCACUUUCACUAGUCUCAAGAAAGCCCUGGGCAAAGAGAGGGAAAACAAAAUGCAUUUCUAUGAUGUCAUUGCCAGGGAGGAAAAAGGAAAAAAACAGAUAAGAUCUCUUCAAAAACAGCUACUUAAUGUCAAAAGAGAACGGCAAGCUGAAGUGCAGAGUCGGAAUGAGUAUAUUGCUCACCUCAGGGACCAGUUGCAAGAAAUGAAGGCAAAAACCAACAUGGAAAAUCGCUAUAUGAAGAAAAACACUGAGCUGCAGAUCUCCCAGACCCAGAAGAAAUGUAACAGAACUGAGGAGCUUUUGCUGGAAGAGAUAGAGAAACUGAGGUUGAAAACUGAAGAAGAGAACAGGAUUCAUCUGGAGAUUGAAACAUUCCUUAGAAAAGAGCAGCAGAAACUUGAGGAAAAGCUAGAGUUCUGGAUGGAGAAAUUUGAUAAGGACACGGAAAUGAAACAGAAUGAACUAAAUGCUCUCAAAGCUGCUAAGGCCAGUGACUUAGCACACCUUCAAGAACUUGCAAGGACGAUAAGGGAAUAUGAACAGGUCAUCAUUGAAGAUCGGUUAGAAAAGGAGAAGACCAGGAAGAAGAGAGAACAGGAUGACUUGGAGUUGAAGAGCAUCAUAAAGCUCCAGGCCUGGUGGCGAGGCACUAUGGUACGGAGGGAAAUUGGUGGCUUCAGACUGCCUAAGAAGGAGAAAGAUGAUGGCAAGGAUUCUAAACGUAAAGGCAAAGACAAGGACAAGCGGAGAGGCAAGAAAAAGUGACAGAGUUCUCAUCUUUUCCUCUGGUCUUCUGGCGAUGGGGAGGACUUGGAGGAAGAAACAUUUUAGCAGCACAGACAACUUGUAUCUACAGGUCGUUUCUUAUUGAGCAUUCCCAGGCGCUGCCUGUUCUCUCCCAUUGCCUGUUGUAUUAGUUUUCAAACCCUGAAUUAGGACUAUACCAUCAACUUAGGGCUUCUUCGUAUUUUGAAAAACUUUCACUGGGAAGAAGUAUUUCUAGGAGUCUUGUGAAGAUUCCUGUUGCUUUUUCUUACCAGAAAAAAGUUCAUGGGCUUAUUAGUUGUGAUGCAUUAAAACUUCAGUAAUUUCUGUAAUGUCUCCAAUUCUAUAUUUUGACUACAGUGAAAAAACUCUUGAGCAAAAGUCAAGUGUUCAUUCAGAACUACAAGAUGAUGUUUAUAAAGUGUGUGGCAGAAUACAGACACUGUAAGGUCAACAUUGGUUCCUUCCUGCCUUUUAGGUUAGUAUCACCUGAGUGUUUUUUUGGGGUGGCGGGGCAUGGAAUACAUAUCUUAAGUUGCUUCAGCUCUUUUUCUGGGAAACAGGUAGGCAUAUAAAUUAUAAAUUAAAAAAAUAAUAAACUGGAAUCAACGGAAAUGUUAGGACGUACAAUAGUAUAGUAAAGGCGGGGACCCAGGCCUGCUGGAAAACAAGCCUGCAGGGAGUUUUGAUUAGUGAGACACCGGGGUCUAUGCCUGUUUUGCUCCCUCAACAAUUCUCACCUUCAGGAUAUUAUGGCUAAAAGAGUACAGAUAAUCCAAGCAGAAUGUCUUGGGAAGCUAAAGCUUUCCCUAUUGCACAGUUGGUAAUUUCUUAGAGAAAAGUGUCAAAUGCAUCAUGUGUAUUUCACAAAUUAAGCCUUAUAUGUAAUCCCAAAUGCAGGGCAAUACGGUUAUCUAUACUUCCUUGGAAAAGUUUAAAAAAAAAAUUUAUCUCAAGGGCCUGUUAUGAGGACCCCGUUUCUCCUGAUGUUCUUUUAGGGAACUAAAUAGAUAACCUUUCAUUUUUUGCCAAGGAAACCAUGCUUUAGGUAUGAACAUUUCUUUUCUUCCCCCCCCCCGCCAAAGAUUUUAUUUAUUUAUUUGAACGAGAGAGAACACAAGU